GCUUUGUUUUUUUUUUUUGCUGUACACUCGAUUGUCUUAUUAUUGUUUUGCUAUUGUUGUGCUCAAGCGAAUGGCUGGAUUUGAGAGGACUGCGAAUUGGAAGGAGCGCCACAGCCUUAGCCGCAGCCUCAGCCUCACCGUGUGUUGUCGGUGUUGGUGGUGGUGUUGAUUGAAACUCGCCCUCAAUGCUUGGCGACAGACAGCGCAGCUUAGCUGGCAGGCUGCCUAAAUUGCUCGAUUCGUCUCCGCUGGUGGUUGCUCGCUUCGAGUUCAUAACAAUUCGAUUUAAAUGCGAAUUGUCCGCUCGCCGAGUGUAACGCGCUUGUGCAUUCGUCACCGUUAGUUUUGGCAAAUUUUGCACUGUUGCACAAAGCCAACACAUACACGCUGCUACACAUGUGACUUCAUACCGACACGCAUAUUUAAUGACCAUUUAAGGGACAUUAAUUUGCUCCCAAUGCGACCAGUCGGGUCAACGCAGUGACACAGCUCAGACAGCAAGCUCAGCUUCAAUCUUUCGAAAUUGUUGUGUUGCAAGUGCAGUGUGGCAAUGCCGUGUUGGAAUGUGAACGGUGAAUGUGGUUGUUGCUGCUGCCGCGGCAGUGCCGAGAAUUUGUUGGAUUUAAUUAAAAGUGUCAAUUAAAUUAUAACCGUGAAUUAAGUGGUUGAUUUAACCGCAAACGAAACAAAGAGUGCGCUACUAGUAGAACGGGAGCAGGGUGCAACAGACGAAAGGCGCUUACUGUUGCCGUUUAGAAAGUGUGUUAAUGACUUGGAGCACGAAAAGUGUUUACAAACACAAAGUUAAUUCAUGAACCGUAAAAAUAAUGUUGACAGAAGUUAAUAUCUAAAACAAAAAUAUUAUAAAAAAAAAAUACCAAAAUUUGUGCAAACGAACGAAAAAUAAAAAUGUAUGAUACUUAAGAAAUCGGUUUCAUCCGUCCGGGAAGCUUGACUAUAUGACUCCUUAAACAUACAAUUCAAGUUUCGAAGAAAUCAAGCUUAUACUUACAUGUAAAUAGAAGACUCUAAUGUAAGCAAAUAAAAAAAUUAAAUCAAAAAUAAAAUAACAAACAAAAUUAAAUACGUUUACAACGUAUGUUUGGGUGUAUGUAAGGACUCCACACUACCGCAUUUCGUAUUGAAGCCAACGACUCUUUUUAUGUCACUUCGAAGUUGCUGGAAGUUCAUAGACAUUUGAUUGAAUUAAUCUGUGUUAUGUAAGCCAGCCCAAUUGAACGCUAAAGUCGAGCACGAAUCUAUUGAAAUGUAGUGCUGUCACGCCAAGCUCUUCGGCACACGAACUGUGAUAAAACAUGUAUACGACAGAUUAACACCUGUGAAAAUAAUACGAAGAAUCUACCAACACACUACCACAUACACAGCGACCGUUAUACGAUCAAAUUUAAUUCACUAGAAAAGCUACAGCGAAGUUACGACAGAAAUUUCAAUAUCAAAAUCAGCGCGUUAAGUGGAAAACCGGCAAGCUGUCUGCGCUAUCGAUUCGGAACUUUUCAGCAAAUAUGCUGAACAAUCUGGGCGCCAAUGUUUUGGGUCCCAAAGAUUGUGAUCUACCCAAAGCCGCAAUCACGGCCUUGCACGCCGGCGUCAAUAGUUUCGGCCAAUUGCCGCCGAACGCGCAAAAUCCGGCCGACGCGGUGUUGAACGGAGGCGGCGGUGGCGGCGGGGCGCGGCUGCACGUCACUGGCGGCCUAUGCGACACGCCCAAUCCGCAUCACAAUAACAACAACAACAAUACCAAUAACAACAACAUGCAACAACAGGAUCAGCGUUUCUAUCUCUUGCAGAACUCGGAUAAAAACAACAAGCAGAAACGACAUCGCACACGCUUCACGCCCGCCCAAUUGAAUGAGCUGGAGCGGUGCUUCUCGAAAACACACUAUCCGGACAUUUUCAUGCGCGAGGAAAUUGCGAUGCGCAUCGGACUGACCGAGUCCAGAGUGCAGGUUUGGUUUCAAAACCGGCGGGCCAAGUGGAAGAAGCGUAAGAAGACCACAAAUGUCUUCCGUACACCGGGCGCGCUGCUGCCAUCACACGGACUGCCGCCUUUCGGCGCCAACAUCACCAACAUUGCCAUGGGCGAGGGCCUCUGUGGUACCGGCAUGUUCGGCGGCGAUCGUUGGGGCGUGGGCGUAAAUCCGAUGACUGCAGGUUUUGGUCAACUAAAUCAAUCUUCGCCGCUUUCAUCUACAAUAAAUAGUGGUCUUAAUUCGGGUAUUAACAUUGGUUCCGCAAUGGGUGCUGGCAGCUAUCAGCAUUAUGGACUAAACGCUUUAGGUGAUUCGAUGAUGUAUCAGCACACGGUUGGUGGCGUUAGCUGCGGCGCCAGCGGCUCGCCCACCACGACCACGCCUCCGAACAUCAACUCGUGCUCAUCGGUUACGCCACCACUGUCCAAUCAGCCGAACGCGGGACCAAACGACAUGAAUGGCGACCAAAUGGGUGGUCCACCACAUCAUCAGCAACAACCACCAACGCCGCAACAGCAACAACAGCAGCAGCAACAGCAACAAGCCCACCAACAGAAUCACCACCAUCAACAACCACCACCACAACAACAACAACAGCAGCAGCAACAACAACCGCAGACACAACAUCAAGAGCAUACGGCAAAUAAUGGUGGCUCUCAUAUGGUGCCACAUUGUCACCAAUCCAUGCAAUCGCCAUCAGAUGGCGGCAACGUCGGCGAGGAAGAUGUCUGGCGAGGACACAGUAUAGCCGCCUUGCGGCGACGCGCUUCCGAACUAAACGCAACAUCGGCGAUUCCAUCGUAUUUGCAUCACGCGGCCGCCGCUCACAACAAUUACGAACAUCACAAUUCGGUCUACUGAAAUUUGUUGAAGAGCUUUGAAAGCUUUUCGGAUUACGGUUUCCCCAGUUGUGGGAAUCAUGAGUUCUAGCAUGUGACCAAAGCGGAUGCUGAUGCCAAUGGUGGUAUGGCGCAAGGGUGGUGAUAUUAAAAACAAAACACCGAUGAGAAUGGCAGAAGCGAAUAAGCAUAGAAGAAAGGUGAAUAAACACACAAUAGUUUGGCAGCCACUGUGCGCGCAGCAGAGUACAGUGGCUGUAAGCGUUGUGGUGAAGUUAUUUUUGUUGAAAAGUUUAGCCAGAGCAAAGAACCGAACGAAGUAUACGUAAAAAGUGAACUGCAAGCAUAAUGCAAAUUUAAAAUUAAGAUUUACAAAUAAAUAAACUUGUAUGCCCUGCAAUAUGACUUAAAUUGUUUGUAUGUAAGUACUAAAAUAGAAUAUAUACACAGAUACGCAUAUAUUGAAAUUGUAAAAAGACGAACGUAGUAGAGGUAAGGUUGACUGUAACAGUUGUAAUUUUCUUCUUUUUUUAUUUUUGUUUAAAUUGACAAAAAUAUAUUUGUGUUCGGAAUUUUUUUUUUAACUUCGAAAGUCAAUAGUUUUUCGCUCGCACUGUACAGCUUUGAAAGUGUUUUAUAUGCAUAUGCUAAAAAUAUCUUUUAAAUGUACAGUGACACAAAAUUUUAAACGCUAAAACUUCUAUUCCAGCGUUUAAUACUAUAAUAAAGUUUUUUAAAGGUAAAAAGUUAGAUAGGAAAAUAAGCAAAUAUAUUUUGCUAAAUUCAUAUUUAAGUUGACGCUACGCCCGUAUAAACUUUUGCGUCACUGUAUGAGCUAUCAGUUUUAAUUUUUUGAACUAAAAAUUUUUAGAAAAUAAUAUUACAAAAUAUCGUGUAUAUAAAAAUUUCGGUUUUGAUUAAAAGUGUCAUACUGUACUUAAGCAUAUACUUAACGAAUUAAUAAAUGCAAUUAAAGACUAUAAAAUGUAAAAGAACCAAUGUAUACGAAAUGAAGAGCAGUGAACGAGUAAUUAUAAAUUAUCGAAUUAAAGUUAAACUUAGUGACUAUAUUUACAUAUAACUAUAUACAUGUUUCCAAGUAAGUUAUUACAUAAUUAGGUGCUAAGUAAAUGUUAAUUAAAUUCAAAUAUAAAUAAAAAAUUACAACAAAAAGCGCAGCAAAAACAGUUCUGAAUAGAGUUAUACCAUAUACAAAGUUACACAGGCAAACACAAAGUUUAAGAAGGAAGUGUUAAUAAAUGUCACCAUAAUAUUAGGUUAUGAAAUUUAAUUUCAGAAAUUUUCAAACAAAAAAAAAACAUAAUUAUUUUAAACUGUAAAUAACAAUAUACGGCAAAAUCGAUUUUUUUCUGGUUAUUGGACCAAGCAAUUUUUUUCGACAGAUGGAAGCAGUUUCUCCGUUAUUCGAAGUUAGUCUUUCAAAACGGAAAUAAUUUCGAGACUGAGCUUAUAGAAAAAUUAUUAUUAAUUAUAUAAAUCUUAAACAAGAAAAAAUAUGCCAAUCAUUUACGUUUUCCUCACACAUCAAUGUGUAUAAUAUGUUUCAAUUAAGCUUAUAUGACAGAUGUUUUACGUAUAAGGUUAUACUUAUAUUUGUUCCCAUAAAGUAAUUGUCAGUGAAAUAAGGAGUAAAAGUCGUUUUUUUGCAUAUAUUAAAUUUGUUUUCUCAAAUUGUCAAAUUUCGAAUUUCGAAAACAAAUAUCUCGAUUUUGGCUAACUUCGAAAAAACGAAAAAAUUACAUUUUUUCUUAGUACUUCAGCUUUUUGUAAUAUUAUUGUGGUCUAAUACCCCGUUAAGUAUUUUACAGUGUAAUUUAUCAAUUAGUUUUGUCACAGUUUAGGUGUCACUUCAGCUUUGGAAACAAUUACAGUUAUUAGCAUGUGUUCACACUAUUACUAAUUUAAUCCAGACUUUGCCUCUCUUUGUGCAAUAAUAUUUUAAAUUAAUUUUAUUAAACUUUUCUGCCCACACCACAUACUGUGUAAGGAUAAAUAUGCAAGAAAAAAUAACAACAACAAAUACGUUGUUUUUGCCCAGACUAACAAGCCAAUAUUCGAUAUUUCACACACCAACACACAUUCUUACAAAUGUUUGCCUUUGUGAACAUUUCAAAUUGUUCGAUGUACUAAAUAUUUGCCCAUAUACAUAAUGCUUCGACUUAGAUGUAAAUAAAUACUGCAUAGUGGGUCAAGAGUGUACUUUCGCCGAACGUAAGAAGGUUAGUGUUAAGUAUUUGAUUGUAAACAUGUGUAUGAUUGUAUGUGUUUAAGAUAUUUGAAUGAUUAAACCGACAAAUAUGUGAUGAUAAAGGUAAUAUUUUUCUUACGAAAAUAGUGUAGCAUAUCAAUGAGUUUCUGGCUGCAAAUCAGAAUUUUCAUUGGUAACUAACACUAUAGACAAGAAAACUUGUUUUUAAGUGUUAAUAUAAAGUUUUGUAAAAAUAUUAUAUAAUAUAUUUCCUUAUUGCGGUUCCAAAUUAAAUGAAUGAUUCAUCUUGCUUUAAAUAGAAUGUACUCAAUGUUUUCGACAAAAACUGAAAACUAAACUAUUUCAAAAUCUCGAAUCGCUUUUUCCAUUUUUUUUUAUUUAGAAAGUCUUUUCAGAAAUUGAGCUAUUUGAUAGUAAUAUUCAGGAAAUAAAUUGUUUCUAAUGGCAAAAUAUUAAAAAUUAAUACAUGAUCGCUUACUCCAUUAGAACACAUAAAAUUCUUUCGAGCGGAAAUGUAUACUCGCCCACUGUGCCACAAUUCUCUUAAAGAAUAAAAGAAAAUUGAAUGUUAAAACAAAACCGUAUUAGGAGAUACAUACUUACAUGUACUAAUCGGAAGGAGAUAAUAUUGUAAUAUGGUAGACUUUAAUGCAUACGUAUACUUUAAUAUUUAAGAUAGCUACGGAUAAAUGUAAACUCUACACAAUAACUAAAUAUUGCAUUGCUGCUUAAAUUAGAACAAAAACACUUAAAAAAAUAUUAAAAUAAAUUAAUGAUAAAUUAAAAAUAUAAUAUGUAUAACAGUAAUGUGUGAGGAGAAUUAAGUAUAUGUACUUGUAAAUAAAUAAAUGCGUACUUAUGG
Messenger RNA from Bactrocera oleae (olive fruit fly), 5922 nucleotides. It is a transcript of the gene otp, whose product is annotated as orthopedia homeobox. Gene Ontology annotation, molecular function: DNA-binding transcription factor activity, RNA polymerase II-specific; DNA binding. Gene Ontology annotation, biological process: regulation of DNA-templated transcription; neuron differentiation. The record is from RefSeq and is a predicted model, not a curated record. NCBI's taxonomy places the organism in Eukaryota, Metazoa, Arthropoda, Insecta, Diptera, Tephritidae.